Penicillium coprophilum is the source of this 1728-nucleotide messenger RNA. RefSeq names its product CwfJ domain protein. The coding region runs from base 1 to 1728 and encodes 575 amino acids. Gene Ontology annotation, biological process: mRNA splicing, via spliceosome. The transcript is spliced from 2 exons. The record is from RefSeq and is a predicted model, not a curated record. Gene Ontology annotation, cellular component: post-mRNA release spliceosomal complex. Gene Ontology annotation, molecular function: RNA lariat debranching enzyme activator activity. Lineage: Eukaryota; Fungi; Ascomycota; Eurotiomycetes; Eurotiales; Aspergillaceae.
AUGGCUCCCAAAUGUAUUGUCUUUGGCAGCUUGAACGGUCAGAUACGGCCCGUGUUCAACAAGCUAGCCAAGGUGCAGCCAAAGCAGAAUUUCUCCUUUGCCAUCAUUCUUGGUGAUCUCUUCGGUGAUGGCUCUACUGAAGACGAGCUCGAGGAUAUUGCCGCAUUGAUACAGGGGAAUAUUACUGUGGCAUGCCCAACCUACUUCACCCUUGGUAACCGACCACUUCCCCCUCAAGUGGUUGAAAAGAUUGAAGCAACCGAUGAAGUGUGUCCCAACUUGUUCUUUCUGGGAAAGCGAGGAACUUUGAAGACAACAGAUGGUAUCCGAAUUGUUGCCCUCGGUGGAACCAUGGGAGAGACAGAGGGUAAAUCUAAACCCGAGAGUAACGCUAGCGGCAAGUUCCAGCAGACAUACAGCGAAUCUGAUGCUCGUGCCCUGUUCGGGAUUCACAAAACAGAUAUUCUUAUCACCAACCAAUGGCCGAAGGAUGUCCGUCUUGGAUCUAGCUGUGAGGUCUCUGGGAAUAAGGAGACUGUGCCAGCUGAAUUGCAAUGCAUUGCAGAUGUCUGCGCGACUUUGAAACCCCGGUAUCACUUCUCUCGGUCAGAUGGUGCUUUCUUCGAGCGUGAGCCAUUCUUUCACAUGCCAACGGAGGAGGCCCCAGAUGUCUACCAACUUACUCGGUUCAUCUCAUUGCCUACUUUCGGCUCGAUGAAGCAUGCUAUCUAUGCCUUUAACUUGGACCCAACAGCACCUUUCCCGAGCAGUAUUCCCAUAGGAGCCACCAUUUGUCCUUGGUCGGCGGCGCAAAGUAGGCGUCAAAUGCUCCCAAGCCAAAGCGAAUCAUACCAGCGCUUUGCGCCCUCCGACAUAGAUAGAGACCCGGGACAUAAUCGCCGACACAAAGAGCGCGCUCCUCCGCCAGGCCCAGAGAAUUGUUUCUUCUGCCUCUUGAAUCCUAACAUCGCCACACAUCUCAUCACCUCAAUCGGCAAUGAGAGCUACAUCACCACCGCCAAAGGGCCUUUGCCCACAAAGGACUUUUUCCCUUCCCUGGGCUUUCCAGGCCAUAUGCUUAUCAUCCCUUUCGAUCACUGCCCAACCAUCGACCUAAUCUUUGACCCGAAAAUCCGAGCCGAGGCCUUCGCCGAGAUGCAAAAAUACCGCGAGGCAAUGCACCAAAUGCUCAACGAGCGAUCAGGAGGCAAGCUCGGUGCUGUCACUUGGGAAGUCAGCCGCUCGAACGGCAUUCACACACAUUGGCAAUUCUUGCCGAUGCCAGUGGAGAAAAUCCGCUCCCGGCUUGUGGAGAUGGCAUUCAAGAAGGAAGCCUCGAACCUGGAAUAUUCGACGUUCAAGACCGUGCCAAACCCCGACGAAAUCCACAAUCACCAUAUGAUUGACUAUUUCCGGGUCUUUAUUUGGACACCUACGCCCAGCAGUGAAGCCGAAGUUGAAGGCGACAACUGGUCUGCACCUGAGCACAAAGGGGUUUGGAAGACGGAAUCUGGAGAGGAGAAUGUUAUCAUUAUGAAGAUCCUGCCGGAGCACCGAUUUAAUUUGCAAUUUGGUCGUCAGGUUAUGGGCAAGGUACUCUAUCUGGAUGAGCGUAUUAACUGGCGGGAUUGUGUGCAGACGGAGGCUGAGGAGACGAAGGAUGCGGAGGCUUUCAAGGAAGCUUUUGCGAAAUAUGAUUUCGCGAUGGGGCCCGAUGAGUCCAUUUGA